Molecule: messenger RNA, 1911 nt
Organism: Epithele typhae
Lineage: Eukaryota; Fungi; Basidiomycota; Agaricomycetes; Polyporales; Epitheliaceae
Product: ABC1-domain-containing protein
Exons: 9
Coding region: 1-1911 (636 amino acids)
Biological process (GO): lipid homeostasis; mitochondrion organization
Cellular component (GO): mitochondrial inner membrane
Source: RefSeq, a predicted model, not a curated record
AUGUUCUCAUCACGCUGGUGCAGCGCACUUCGUCUCCGCCAACACACUCGCAUCCCGCGCACCCCGUCUCGACACGUCCCACAUUCACCAAGAGCCGGCCAUCAUGAAAAGUACCGUAAUUACUCCUCGGAGGCGUCUUCAUCAACCCCCACACCAUCUAUACCGCAACUCCGGAAGCUGAAGAACCCAUGGCUGGUAGUGGUGCCUACGUCGAUGCUCAUCCUCGGCGGCGCGGGCGUGCUCGCGUACAACUACAACCAGCCGUUUCGGCACACAGCGCUCGCGGUGGUGCGAUGUUCGAGGAUUGCAGAGGCCGCCGUGCUUGGUGCGGUCGACUACAAAAUGACGUUCGUGAAGACGUAUCCGUCAGAAGAAGGCCGCGCGGUCGCGGUGUCGGAAUGUCAUACGCGGAGUGCGCAGAGGGUCUUGAGGGCGCUGCUAGCGAAUGGAGGCAUAUUCAUCAAGCUCGGACAGCAUAUGGCAUCCAUAGCAGUCCUUCCCCGUGAAUGGACCUCGACCAUGCGGCCUCUCCAAGACCAGUGCGAACCGACGCCCUAUGCUGCACUGGACGAGAUGUUCACACAUGACAUCGGCGUGCCCAUCCACGAAUACUUUGCGGAGUUCGACGAACGGCCAAUUGGAGUCGCGAGCCUGGCACAAGUGCAUGUCGGACGACUACGUGGCUCUGGGGAGCGCGUCGCGGUCAAGAUGCAGCACCCGCACCUCGAAGAAUUCUGCGAGAUCGACAUGGAGAUGGUUGAGGUGUCGCUAGGGUGGAUCAAGCACAUAUUCCCGGACUUUGAGUUCACGUGGCUGGGCGAGGAGAUGCGCGAGAACCUGCCGAAGGAGAUGGACUUUGUGCACGAGAAGCUGAACGCGGAGCGCGCGGUCGCGGACUUUGAGAACGUCCGCACUUCCAUGCACAUUCCUAAGGUCAUAGAGGCGCAGAAACGUAUUCUCGUGAUGGAGUACAUCCAGGGCGGGCGAGUCGAUGACCUCGUUUACCUGUCGGAGAACAACAUCGACCGGAACAAGGUCGCUCUUGAGCUCGCGCGCAUCUUCUCCCAAAUGGUGCACAUCAACGGGUGGUUCCAUGCCGUGAGUCCCCAACCUUGGAAUCUUCUCAUCCGGCCUGCACCGCCGGGGUCCGGGUCCCCAUACAACUUCGAGAUCGUCCUCCUCGACCACGGCCUUUACUUUGACCUCGACCCCGCGCUGCGCAUCAACUACAGCAAGUGGUGGCUUGCACUCAUCGCGUCCGCGUCGCCCGAAACCCUCGCGGAUCGGCGCAAGUACGCGAUGCUGGUGGGCAACAUCGACGAAGAGCUCUACGCCGUGUUCGAGGCCGCGAUCACCGGUCGUGCAGCGCUGGAGGGCGCAUUUGGCGACGACGACGACAGCGAAGGGUCGUUCAGGCGUGGAGGGAGCAUAGUCGACCUCUCGGCGCAGACGGAAGAGGAGAUGGAGGCGAUCCGGAACGCGGUCGUGCAGCGCGAGGGGCUGCUGAUGUCGGUGUUCGACGUGCUGAGGAGGGUACCACGGAGGGUGCUGAUGGUGCUGAAGCUGAACGACUUGACGAGGAGCUUGGACCGAGCAUUGGCGACGACGCAUUCCAAUAUUCGGAUAUUCCUCAUCACGGCGAAGUACUGCACGUUUGCCGUGUGGGUAGAUGAGAGCCAGCGACUAGUCUCAGAGAUCAAGCACAAGGGUCUGUCGGCGAUGUCCCUCGGCUUGUUAUGGGAUUAUUUCUGGGUGUGGUGGCGGUACGAGAGGAUGUAUCGUUCUAUCGAGUUCGCAGAGUGGAUGAUAGACACGGGGGCGCGGCUUGUUACCGCGAAAGCCUGGAUGCGCGGUCUGUUCACGGUUGGGGGCUUGCAAGGUGCGCACCAGGCUGCUGCUGGACUCGCAUAA